Fundulus heteroclitus (mummichog) is the source of this 4641-nucleotide messenger RNA. It is a transcript of the gene ddx46, whose product is annotated as DEAD (Asp-Glu-Ala-Asp) box polypeptide 46. The transcript is spliced from 23 exons. Lineage: Eukaryota; Metazoa; Chordata; Actinopteri; Cyprinodontiformes; Fundulidae. Gene Ontology annotation, cellular component: nucleus. The coding region runs from base 125 to 3328 and encodes 1067 amino acids. Gene Ontology annotation, biological process: mRNA splicing, via spliceosome. The record is from RefSeq and is a predicted model, not a curated record. Gene Ontology annotation, molecular function: nucleic acid binding; RNA helicase activity; ATP binding.
UGUCGCAGUUUUAAUACGUUUCAGCAAGAGUAAGCGACACAAACAAACUGUCGUGCGCAUUUCGAGGCGGGUUAGAUCAUAAACCAAUUUGACCUUUAUUUAGCGCAAAUCUUGUUGACUCGCAAUGGGACGCGAAUCGAGACACUACAGGAAGCGUUCAGCGUCCCGGGGACGGUCGGGCAGCCGAUCAAAGAGUCGCUCCCCGGACGGCAAGCGCUCAAAGAAGGACGACCGAGACCGCAACAGGCGAGACCGGUCCAGGAGCAGGGACCGCAGAAGAUCCCGGUCCAGAGACAGGAAAAGAACCAGGCGUUCCAGGAGCAGGGAAAGGAGGAGGACCAGAAGCCGGGAGAGGAAGAGAUCAGGCAGCCGGAGCCGAACUCGCAGGUCCCGAUCCGGCAGCCCGGCAAAGAGCAAGAAAACAGAUGAGAAACCCAAGAGCAAAGAGAAAGAGAGCGUUGAGCCUGUGUCCGAGAAGAAAAAGGUGAAGGAGGAGAAGGAAGAUGAGAAGGUCGAAGACCAAGACUUUGACCAGAACAAACUGGAAGAGGAAAUGAGGAAGAGGAAGGAGCGGGUGGAGAAAUGGAGAGAGGAGCAGAGGAAGAAGGCGAUUGAAAACAUUGGGGAGAUAAAGAGAGAACUGGAGGAAAUGAAGCAGGGAAAGAAAUGGAGCCUCGAGGACGACGAUGACGAUGACGAGGAAGGCCCUGCUCUGAUGGAGGCGGAUGACGACGACGACAACGACGACAACAACGCGGAGGGAAAGGCGGAGGGAAAAGAGAAAGAUGCAGAGGAAGUUAAAACAGAGGAGGGCGAGGAUGAGAAGGAGACUCCCAUGGAGCAGCAGGCCGAGGAGGACGAAGUGGAUCCCCUGGAUGCGUACAUGGAGGAGGUCAAACAGGAGGUGAAGAAGUUCAACAUAGGCCCCAUGAAAGGAAACGACAAGAGAGGAGCUACGUCGGUCACCAACGUGGUGACAGUAGUUAAGACCAAAAAACAACCCAUCGUGCACAAGAAGAAGGGCGAGCUGAUGGAGAACGACCAGGACGCCAUGGAGUACUCGUCCGAGGAAGAGGAGGUGGACCUGCAGACGGCGCUGACGGGCUUUCAGACCAAACAGAGGAAGGUCCUGGAGCCUGUUGACCACACCAAGAUCCAGUACGAGCCGUAUCGCAAGAACUUCUACGUGGAGGUGCCCGAGCUGGCCAAGAUGUCUCCAGAGGAAGUGAACGCGUACAGGCUGGAACUGGAAGGUAUCGUUGUCAAAGGGAAAGGUUGUCCCAAACCCAUCAAGACAUGGGUGCAGUGUGGGGUGUCCAUGAAGAUCCUCAGCUCCCUAAAGAGGCAGAGCUACGAGAAGCCCACCCCCAUCCAGGCCCAGGCCAUCCCCGCCAUCAUGUCCGGCAGAGACCUCAUCGGCAUCGCUAAGACCGGCAGCGGCAAGACCAUCGCCUUCUUGCUCCCCAUGUUCCGGCACAUUAUGGACCAGAGGCCCCUGGAGGACGGAGAGGGGCCCAUCUCUGUAAUCAUGACUCCCACCAGAGAGCUGGCUCUGCAGAUCACAAAGGAGUGCAAGAAGCUCUCCAAACCGCUGGGACUGCGGGUUGUUUGUGUUUAUGGAGGGACAGGAAUCAGCGAACAGAUCGCAGAGCUGAAGCGAGGGGCGGAGAUCAUCGUGUGCACGCCGGGAAGAAUGAUCGACAUGCUGGGGGCCAACAGCGGCCGGGUAACCAACCUCCGGAGGGCAACGUAUGUGGUGCUGGAUGAAGCAGACAGGAUGUUUGACAUGGGCUUUGAGCCACAGGUGAUGCGUAUCAUAGACAAUGUGCGCCCCGACCGACAAACGGUCAUGUUCUCCGCCACCUUCCCCAGGGCCAUGGAGGCGCUGGCUCGCCGGAUCCUCGCCAAGCCCAUCGAGGUGCAGGUCGGAGGUCGUAGUGUGGUCUGCUCUGACGUGGAGCAACACGUGCUGGUGAUUGACGAGGACCAAAAGUUCCUGAAGCUGCUGGAGAUUUUGGGCCACUACCAAGAGAAGGGGUCCGUCAUCAUCUUUGUGGACAAGCAGGAGCACGCAGACGGACUGCUUAAAGAUCUAAUGAAGGCCUCCUACCCCUGCUUGUCUUUACAUGGAGGCAUCGACCAGUACGACCGAGACAGCAUCAUCAAUGAUUUUAAGACUGGAGUGUGUCGUCUGAUGGUGGCCACCUCUGUGGCGGCCAGAGGCCUGGACGUCAAGCACCUCAUCCUGGUGGUCAACUACAACUGCCCCAACCACUAUGAGGACUACGUCCACAGGGCGGGGCGCACAGGCAGAGCCGGCAACAAGGGUUACGCCUACACCUUCAUUACAGACGAUCAGGCACGCUACGCAGGUGAUAUCCUCAAGGCCUUGGAGCUGUCGGGCUCCCCGGUCCCUCCAGAACUGGAGCAGCUUUGGGCCUCCUUCAAAGACCAGCAAAAGGCGGAGGGUAAGUCCAUUAAGAGCAGCAGUGGCUUCUCAGGGAAAGGGUUUAAGUUCGAUGAGACAGAACACGCUCUGGCCAAUGAGAGGAAGAAGCUGCAGAAAGCCGCACUCGGACUGCAGGACUCCGACGAUGAGGACGGCGCCUUGGACAUCGAGGAGCAGAUAGAAAGCAUGUUUAAUUCCAAGAAGAGGGUGAAGGACCUGUCUGCGCCCGGCUCAGGCGGCGGCUCUUCUGGAGGCGGCACGUCUGCAGCAGCAGCACCCGGAGGGAUGGGAGGCGGCAUGCCGACGUCCGCCGGAAACAACCAGAAACUGGAGAUGGCCAAAAGGCUCGCGCUCAAGAUCAACGCUCAGAAGAACCUGGGCGCCGAGGCUCAGGACGUGAUGCAGCAGGCCACCAACGCCAUCCUGCGCGGCGACCCCAUCAUGACGCCGUCCGUGUCGGCCAAGACCAUCGCGGAGCAGCUGGCCGAGAAGAUCAACGCCAAGCUGAACUACACCCCCGUGGAGAAGCUGGAGGAGGAGCGGCAGGCGGCGGAGCAGGCGGAGACCGUCAAGAGAUACGAAGAGGAGCUGGAGAUCAACGACUUCCCUCAGACGGCCAGGUGGAAGGUGACGUCUAAGGAGGCUCUGCAGAGGAUCGGUGAAUACUCUGAAGCUGCCAUCACCAUCAGAGGGACAUAUUUCCCUCCAGGCAAAGAGCCCAAGGAGGGAGAACGCAAGAUCUAUCUGGCUAUAGAGAGUGCAAGUGAGCUGGCUGUGCAGAAAGCCAAAACAGAGAUUACGCGGCUAAUAAAGGAAGAGCUCAUCAGAUUACAAAACUCCUACCAGCCAACAAGCAAAGGUCGCUACAAGGUCUUGUAGAGGAGGAACCAGAGCUGAAUGGAGGCUUUUUCACCCAUCCACAUACACUUAUCUUUACAGUUUCAGAGUCGAUGAUGAAUAUUUUAAUCUGUGUUUUAAUGUCUCAUUGAUUAUUUAGUUUGAGCCUCCCCCCCCCCCCCCCUCCAAUGUGCGUCACUAGACUGUCCAGCUGUUUUUUUUUUUUUUUUCUUUUCGUUCUGCUCCGAUACAAAAUUGUCUCGUUCCACAUUUAACAUUAAAGGAACACAAUUCUCCACUGAGCUGUUUAAGGUAUGUUUUUUUAUUUUAUUUUUAUUUUUUUUUAUGAAAAAUGAUUUUAAUUGCAUGGUUUUAGUUAAAUAUGUGUACAAAUAAGACAAGGACCAUAAAACAAGGUCUUAAUGAUGAGAGGUUUGCACAAAAAAUAUUUUGAUAUUUCUUGUUGCUGAACAAAUAAACGCAAUGUGCUCAGAUAUAGUUAAUUAUUCAACAGCCCUUGGUUUUUAUAUUAUUUAUAAGCAGUGGGAUACCAGAUGUGUCUGUGGCAACCGAGCCAGCUCAUUGAGCCGGUUCCUUUUUAAGUGAACCAGCUUCAUUUUAACUGUUUUUUUGUUUUUAUGUGUACAAUUUAAUGUUGUGUGUAUACUUUUGUAGAUAUAAAAAGAUAUUGGUCAUGCCAUUUAGUAAUGGGUAAGAGCUUCCAUUGGCUGUCAUGCUGCAAAUCAGCUGAAACAAACUUGGAUUAUGUGUAGUAAUAUUAAAAGCAAAGGGUGGGGGGGGCAAGUCUCUGAACAGCUGAGAGGGAUGAAGUGAACUGACUCCGAUUACAGUUUAUUGUAUUGUAUUCAGGGACAAAGCGCCACCACCAAAUAAAUAAUUUGUAAGAGAUUUAAUAGGCAACUAUUUAAUUUACAAAAUAGAAAUUAAGCCUAUAUAAAUAUUUUGAAAUUAAACUGAACUUUGUGAGGCAUCAAAAUCCUCUCUUUUAUUAAUUCAGUACGUAAUUAUUUAAUGUUUCUUGUGCCGCAGUUAAAAUUUGAAUAAUUGAAACCGUUUCUGUGGCUCCAAUAGACCCUAAAAUCUUAAGUGGUUAAGUUGCACACAAAUUGAACUUUAAAUCUCUCACCUUAUAUACUUUUACUUAGGGUAUGUACUUCAAACUUUAUUGUAAUAAUGACAUGUAUACAAAUAUAGUAUUUAACAUGUUAAAUACUAUGUUUUAAGUUGUGGCUGUUUUGGUCAGUAAGGUAAAUCUACAAAUGUAAAUUUCUACGGAAAUUCUUCACUUAGUUAAAGCUAUUGACGGUCAACCUCAAUAAAUUUGAAUAUUUUGC